AUGGCGAUCACCACCGCGUCUCAACAAGAACGCAAGGAUUCUUCCGAGAGCACGGCAGCAGAGAAAAAGAGGUGGUGCAUCGACGACUUUGAGGUUGGGAAGCCCUCUUGGCAGAGGAAAAUUCGGACAUGUAGCAAAAAAAUUGUGGCACUAAAGGUAUUGUUCAAGGAUCAGCUGAAAGCAUCUCAGGUUGAGGAUCAGCUUCGUCGUGAAGUGGAAAUACAGAGCCAUCUUCGACAUCCGAACAUAUUACGACUCUAUGGUUACUUUUACGAUCAGAAAAGAGUUUAUUUGAUUCUGGAAUAUGCUGCAAAGGGCGAACUCUACAAACAGCUACAAGCUGCUACAUAUAUUGCAUCAUUAGCUCGGGCACUUAUAUAUUGUCACGGGAAGCAUGUGAUACAUCGAGACAUCAAGUCGGAGAACCUUCUUGUUGGGGCACAGUCCAGAUCUUCACGCGUACACAAAUUCUUCUCGCUCAAACAUAAAUUCCGUUCACGUACGUCUGCCAAAGAAUCGCUCAGUCGACAACAAAUUUGCCGACUUUCACGGUCGGAAAAGUUCGAGGCAGAAACACGCACGUCUCCUUCCCCGGACCAAAGUCACGCAACCUUUUUUCUCUGGCAAAAGUCAUCUUCUCCGUGCCACAACAGUCGCUUCCCUGACCAGCAACACAGCACCCUCGCGCAAGCCUCCUUCAGCAUGUCCGACCAAAAUCAGUCACCGACGUGA
This is a messenger RNA of Striga hermonthica, 732 nucleotides long. The record is from the annotation of a GenBank genome assembly. Lineage: Eukaryota; Viridiplantae; Streptophyta; Magnoliopsida; Lamiales; Orobanchaceae.